This is a messenger RNA of Melanaphis sacchari, 417 nucleotides long. RefSeq lists its product as uncharacterized. Lineage: Eukaryota; Metazoa; Arthropoda; Insecta; Hemiptera; Aphididae. The record is from RefSeq and is a predicted model, not a curated record. The coding region runs from base 1 to 417 and encodes 138 amino acids. The transcript has 4 exons.
AUGGUAUUAAUGCUGUACCCAGACCGUUAUACUACUAUUGAUAUGUCGGAAAAAAGAAUCGAUGUCGUAUACGGACGCAAAGAAAAAUCGACUACUGAUUCCACUUGGGUCAAGCUUUAUGGCGGAAAAUCCAAUCAAAGAAUAACCUUCGACAAUCAUAUAAUGCUAAGGUUUAAUUCUGAAUUUUAUUCUCCGAAUCCAUCUGUAUUUAUGGUUAUUGAUGUUUUAAGAAAUAUUCAUAUCGAUACAGUGACACGUAUGAACCAGUACCAUAAGGGAAUUCAAAAUAUAAUCCGUCCAAUUGAAAAACAAAAACAAGAGUAUCUGUUUCAAUUUUGGGAAGUAUUUUUACGUGACGGAGAUCGUAUGCAGUUUUUAAAAAACGUCGGCAGUCGGUUUCAGCCAAUCAAACUUUGA